Aspergillus candidus is the source of this 1716-nucleotide messenger RNA. Its product is annotated as transmembrane amino acid transporter protein-domain-containing protein. Gene Ontology annotation, biological process: amino acid transmembrane transport. NCBI's taxonomy places the organism in Eukaryota, Fungi, Ascomycota, Eurotiomycetes, Eurotiales, Aspergillaceae. The coding region runs from base 273 to 1649 and encodes 458 amino acids. The transcript is spliced from 9 exons. The record is from RefSeq and is a predicted model, not a curated record. Gene Ontology annotation, molecular function: amino acid transmembrane transporter activity. Gene Ontology annotation, cellular component: vacuolar membrane.
AUACCGACAGAGUUUUGCGGGGUGGGUCCGACCGACAUCGGCGUCAGGAGGAGGCGAAACCCAAACCGGACCCAUCCCGGACCUCUGAUUCGCUGGAUUCGCGUUUCGUUGAAUGGAACGACGACACAAAUGGGGUUCAGCAGCAGUUCAGCUAUGGCCACUGUGACAGAUGUGUCUCCGCAGGGGUAAUUGGAAAAGUCUUUUCCUUUUCUCACCUUUCCGCGUGUCUUGUUGUCGAUUCCAUAUAGAUAUUCGAAGCUGCGGUUGAUACGAUGACGGCAGAUAUCACAUUCAAAGAUGUUGGGCGCGAGGAGUCUGCUCCGAGGCUGGACUUGGAGGCGUGGGAACCGGAUAUGAUGGAGAAACAGGAUCUUCCUCCUACUGCAUAUGACCCGUUCGGGUCGGAGGAGACAGCGGAGGUACAUUAUAAGACGCUAAGCUGGUGGCAAAGCGGAAUGCUGAUGAUUGCUGAAACAGUGUCCCUGGGUGUCUUGUCCAUCCCAGCAACCCUGGCAUCUAUAGGCCUCGUCCCUGGCAUCAUCCUGAUCGUCGGCCUAGGGAUCAUCUCCACCUACUCCGGCUACGUUAUCGGCCAGUUCAGGCAGCGCUACCCGUCGAUUCACAGCAUGGCCGAUGCCGCAGAUGUCAUGCUCGGGCCGUGGGGUCGCGAGAUCUUCGGGGUGGCCCAGCUGAUCUUUUUCCUCUUUGCGACAGCCAGCCACAUCCUCACCUUUACCGUCAUGAUGAACACCCUCACGAACCAUGGCACCUGUUCCCUGGUAUUUGGCGUUGUGGGCUUGAUCCUGUCCUUCCUGUGUUCCCUUCCCCGAACCAUGAAGAAUGUCUCCACCUUCGCUGUCGUUUCCUUCCUAAGUAUCUUCGUGUCCGUCGUCAUCACAAUGGUCGGCGUGGGCGUCGAGCACCCCGGCGACGGCCAAAUGGAAAUCACCAAAGCAACGAGCUUUGUCAACGCCUUCACAGCAGUGACCAACAUCGUCUUCGCCUACUGCGGUCACGCCGCCUUCUUCGGCUUCAUCGCCGAGAUGAAAGACCCCCGCGACUUCCCCAAGUCCCUGGCCAUGCUACAGGGGUUUGAAAUCGUCUUCUAUACGAUCGCCGCGGCCGUCAUCUACCGGUAUGCCGGACAGGGUGUGGCGUCGCCGGCGCUGGGCUCUACGGGACCUAUCCUGCAGAAGGUCGCUUAUGGAAUCGCCAUUCCUACUAUCGUCAUAGCCGGUGUGAUCAACGGCCACGUGGCUAUCAAAAACGUCUACGUGCGCCUCUUCCGCGGCACAGACCUGAUGCACCAGCGGAGUUUGCGCGCGACAGGAUCGUGGAUCGCGCUGGCGCUGACGUUCUGGAUUAUCUCGUGGAUCAUCGCAGAAGCGAUUCCCGUAUUCAACAAUCUGCUGAGUUUGAUCAGCGCACUCUUUGCGAGCUGGUUCUCGUUCGGUCUCAGUGGUAUCUUCGGUCUCUACAUGACCUGGGGGCAACUUUUUACUUCCCCGAAGAGGAUUCUCCUCACUAUCGCCAAUGUCCUGCUCAUUGGGAUCGGCACGACUAUAUGCGUCUGCGGUCUCUGGGUAUCAGGCGUUGCAAUUCACAACGACGCCUCAAAGAGCAGUUUCUCCUGCGCGAAUAACGCCUAAUCUUUGCUUGCAGCGUUCGCUUGUAUCAUAGAAUAAUAGACUACAUAUAUCCCCUUGUUGAUUAUAU